CUCUUUUUUUCUUCUUCUUAAACCAUGACUAUUUUACAUGAAGAACACCAGUACCUUGAUCUCAUCAAGCGUAUUAUGGAAGAAGGUGAACACCGUGCUGAUCGUACUGGCACUGGGACCUUGGCUAUUUUUGCACCCCCUCAGAUGCGAUUCUCUUUAAAAGACAAUGUGUUUCCCCUUUUGACAACCAAACGUGUAUUUUAUCGAGGCGUCCUUGAAGAACUACUUUGGUUUAUCCGUGGCGAUACUAACUCAAAACACUUGAGUGAUCGCAACGUAAAAAUCUGGGAUGGCAAUGGCUCCCGAGAAUACUUGGAUAAGAUUGGAUUCACAGAUCGUCGUGAAGGUGAUCUUGGACCUGUGUAUGGUUUCCAAUGGCGCCAUUUUGGAGCAAAGUACGUGGAUUGCGAUACAGAUUAUACAGGUCAAGGCAUAGACCAACUUCAACAAGUGAUUGACACCAUCAAAAACAACCCUACAGACCGUCGUAUUAUCUUGAGUGCCUGGAAUCCUGCUGAUAUUCCCAUCAUGGCUUUACCUCCUUGUCAUGCAUUCUGCCAGUUUUAUGUCUCUACACCUGUCAAUGGCGAACGUGCUAAACUAUCGUGUGUGUUGUAUCAAAGGUCCUGUGAUAUGGGUUUAGGUGUCCCUUUCAAUAUUGCUUCUUAUGCUCUUUUGACUCGUAUGAUUGCUCAUGUUACUGAUUUAGAACCAGGCGAACUUAUUCAUACAAUGGGUGAUACACAUGUGUAUGUAGACCAUCUAGAAGGCCUUAAAGAACAAAUCAAACGAGAACCUAGAUCUUUUCCUACACUUGUGAUUAACCGUAAAAUCACAAAUAUAGAUGAUUUCAAAUUUGAAGAUUUUGUAUUAGAAGACUAUCGUCCUCACGGUAAAAUUGAUAUGAAGAUGUCUGUUUAAAUUUUAGAAUUAUAAUAAAUUAAUUAAUUUUUUAUCUUU
This is a messenger RNA of Gilbertella persicaria, 960 nucleotides long. Its product is annotated as thymidylate synthase. Gene Ontology annotation, molecular function: thymidylate synthase activity. Gene Ontology annotation, biological process: dTMP biosynthetic process. The transcript has a single exon. The coding region runs from base 25 to 921 and encodes 298 amino acids. Gene Ontology annotation, cellular component: mitochondrion; cytosol. The record is from RefSeq and is a predicted model, not a curated record. NCBI's taxonomy places the organism in Eukaryota, Fungi, Mucoromycota, Mucoromycetes, Mucorales, Choanephoraceae.